Molecule: messenger RNA, 3570 nt
Organism: Aspergillus fumigatus Af293
Lineage: Eukaryota; Fungi; Ascomycota; Eurotiomycetes; Eurotiales; Aspergillaceae
Source: RefSeq, a predicted model, not a curated record
AUGCCAGGAUAUACUAUAAAUUUGUUGGAUUUCGAGCUUGUCUUCGAAUACACCACCGCAGAGCCCAAGAUUCAUCUGUACGUCAAGCGUUUCAGCAUCGCAUGGGAUAAAAGCAGGCUUAGGAGGCCGCCACAGGGCAAGAAAAUCAGAAACAAACGUGAGGUGUAUGCUUUGAUGCGAUCUGCCCUUCAGAUGGCCAAAUCUCGAGAGACUGCCACCACAGAUAGUUCGGGAAAUGGGAGCCACUCCGAUGAGUCGAUCAAGUCUCAGGACGGCGAAACAGAUGAAAUCAACGACUCUCAAAACCAGUUAAUGUCCCAGAUGCCCCCAAAGCAGCCGGUAGAACUCUUUGCUAGUGCUUUUGCCUCUGCAAAGACGCUGUUGGGUUCCUUGAAACCCUCUGCCAGGCCGUCGCAAGACUCACAACAAAAGAAAGACAAUGAUACGGAUAUUGUCGCCUCAGGAAGGGAUCAUCAUGCUCUUGACGAAGCAACCAAAGAGCCUAAUAUCAAUCGUUGCGCCGCGCAUAUCGAUGAGUUGUCCGCAGGUCCCUCGGUUGUUGGCCCUCGUCAGAACGGCAAUGCAACCGUCAGGGAAUCUGAUCAAACUGAUACCGACACGGCUGGUGAAGUACCAGCCAAGACCAGAAGCGGCAAAGGGCCUUCCGAUACUAAGACCCAGGAGAGAACCUUGACAGAUUAUAACAAAGAGCCAGACCACGCAGUGAAUAUUGGGACAGUCUCAAAAGAGAUUGUCCAGAAAAAUCAUUUGGAACAAGUUGAUCCAGCUGUGGAGACUAUUCUAACAGAAGUUGAUAACAGCAACGCAGACCCUUGGGAUGGUAUGACAGAGAUUCGAACAGAAGACAUUGCUAUACCCAAGGAUCAGGCAAACCUGUUAGACGAGCAGGCCAAGCUUUGCUGGUUACCGCCAGCCCCUGGCCAGGGUUAUCCACAGCCCAAUGUGCCCCCUUUGCUCCUACAGCAAUGGAAUGAAAUCGCGUUGCAAAGAAGUAUUCGGGCGGAAGAACGUAAGAUCAAGGAGUUGGAGACCUUGGAACUCCAGGGAUCCCGUCCGAGCUCUUCGGAUGCUAGCAGCUCCACUGACUCCGCCUAUGAGACCCCGAGCGGCGAUCGGAUCGAAUGGUCUCAGUCUCCUCCCCGAGGUCGGGACCUACCUGUGGACAGUAGCCCGCCCGAGGCAAGACCGGUAGAACGGCCUAUUGUGUAUAAAGGCAACGGAGGAAAUGGUCCGUCGAAUCAGCCAUUCCGUGAUGCGGAAGAGGAACAGCGGGCAAGUGUUCAUCACGAAAUAUCGCAUGAACAGGAGGAGCUUGAAAUUUCGCCAGAAGGUGCAGGAGAGUCCCACAAUUCUGUUGCACUCCCAACCGAAUUACGUGUACAAACAAGCGGGGAGCCUUUUCCUCAACUGGACGACGGUGAUGAUCGAAAUCACCUGCAAGAACCCCAGGUUGAGCUUGACCGGAUGAGUGAGGACUCGGUAAUGGAUACGUCUGUCCCUCGUCCGCUGGGGAUAGACCCAAGUCAAUCAGAGCAACAACUUGGCAGCUCAGAUCCAUCGCUUCCAGCUCUGUCCACUCAGGCGCAAGUGCAGGUCAUGGAAACUCCUGCUGCACAUCUUGUUCGAUUCCACCAGCUUACUCAAAGCACAGGCGAUGCAAGCCAGGAGUCGCAACAGUCAGGACAGUCAUCGUCCCCGGCCGCAAAAUCGUCUUCUCAAUCACGAAUUUGCAACACCUAUCGUAGCAAUUAUGAGGCGAAGGAUCACACUUCUCAGGAGAUGUCCAAUUCAACGCAAGCGCAUGGGACUGCGGAAUCCAGUGAAGUCAAUAUAAUGGAAACUCAGCUCAGCGGUGGGGAGUGGUCAUUUCCAGGCACGACUUCCCCGAAUUCUGCUCAACUGUCGAACUCCUGUGGCCCAAAGGACCGUGAGCCGAGCGUAUUCAUCACUGCAUCCCCGGGUCACGUAGAAGACUCAUCGAAUCCGUUUUCGUCAUAUCGAGAGGCUCACUCUUCUAUGCAGACUGACGAUGGAAAUGCAACAUCAACCGGCUAUCCCAGCCUCACUCAAGUCACGCCUACUGAUUAUCGAGUGCCUGAGUUGAAACGACGCGUGUCUGAAAUUGACAUGGAGCAGACUUCUCCUGCGAAAAGACCAAAGGUGGCGUGCAGCGAAGACGGUGACUCUGUCCAAGAGCUUGCGUUCAGCGUGAUUUCUCGCCGAGAAACCUACAUCAACCGCUCCGCGGAGCACGCCGAGGCACAGAAAGUCUACGAGAAGUUCCGGAGUGACUACCUCGACUACGAUGGCGACUUCAACCAUUUCGCGAUGUUGUGUUCCAAACUACAGGCACUGCGAGCCAAAGGACAAUUUCAAAGGUCGUUCCUCUGGGAUGACUUUGUUAUCAUGCACCUGAAGGAAUAUAAACGUUACAUCAAUGAAAUCGCGGCAGCCGACCUCAAGACAAUGGAGUACGAAAAUUUCUUCGCCUCCUAUAUAUUGAAGCCGUCGUACAAAAAACGCAGUCUCACAGCGAAGGGGAUUGAAAUAUCUGCUGCGCAGCAUGAACCUUCGAGGGCCGCCGGCGUCCCAGUGAUCCCGCAGCGUGAAACAAACACUUCAUUCACCGGCAGUCUUGUAGACAGACUUUCCAAUUUCCACACGCGCUCGUUAGGACCUGAGUCUCCAGCCUCACAGUCUGCAACCACGGUUGACCAACUAUCUUGGAGCACGUCGCCAGCUUCUCUUAGAGAGCCAAUUCGCGACUCAUUCGCAAACAGCCGGCGCAUGGCUAAGGAAACCCUUGAGAUGGAACUGUCACCUACCAAAGUCACCCGUUCACACGAUCCUGUCCCUAACUCACCGUCCGAAGCGGUGGCUUAUCGGCUGGAGCGACCCACGUCUCGGCAUCGUGACACAAUACAAAAAGGUAACCGCAUGGUCGACAAGGAGGAAGCACAUGAUACGGAGGUGACGCCUAAAGUCACCCGUUCAGAUCACGUCCAUGAUAUUUCGAACCAAACAGACCUUUCAUCAGCUAGAGAAUCUCUGGAACCGCAGGUAACUACUGGGGUUCCUUCGUUUAGUGUCAACCGCGCAGAUGACGACGCGCGUAGCAUUCCCGAAACUAUCGCCAGCAAUGACGAAGGCGAGCAGGGCUCAGCGGACGAAACUCCCAAGAUUGCUAGCGUCGAACUCGGCGAAGACAGAUGUUCUACCGCUCCAGCGGCAGAUGAGUCCGACGCUGAGUCCGACGCAGUAAGCGAGGCCGACAGUUUUGACGAAGACUGGGUCGGGUGGCACUGCCGCCGACUUCAAAGCACAGGGCCAUUUUGGUCCGACGAUCCCAACACGCCAUUCAAGGUGUUGGCCCGAGCGGAUGCGAAUGUGAGGUCCGAGCUACUGCGCCGUGGGAUGGCCCGUUUCCCUGUCGACGAGAGAGGAGUCAUCCAACCACUAGUUGACUAUCCGCCAAUGGUUUCUUUGCGCGAUUUGCUGGACCGACAUCCUCCAAGUCCCGCGCGUCCCUCAGAUGAACCGGAAGGCUGA